Molecule: messenger RNA, 1151 nt
Organism: Coffea eugenioides
Lineage: Eukaryota; Viridiplantae; Streptophyta; Magnoliopsida; Gentianales; Rubiaceae
Product: lactoylglutathione lyase
Exons: 9
Coding region: 48-773 (241 amino acids)
Molecular function (GO): lactoylglutathione lyase activity; metal ion binding
Source: RefSeq, a predicted model, not a curated record
UCCAUUUGCACAGAGUCCCACAGUGAUGUACUCAAUUGUCGCAACAAAUGGCCGCUUCACUCACUAAAACCGCCAUCUCUCAAAUUCUUCGAUCAACCAUUCUCAUUACCAAAUGUCCUGUAUCUAAAAUCCCGUCUUCUUCCAUCUCCCCUUUCCCCAUAAUAACUAAGCCAAAGGUUCCUAAUUUUCCCAAAUUCAUAGCAUCACCAGUAAUGGCUUCAUCAGGGUCCAAGGAAUCACCCGCCAACAAUCCCGGACUCAAUACCAACCUUGAUGACGCCACCAAAGGUUACAUCUUGCAACAAACUAUGUAUCGGAUUAAGGACCCAGAAGCUAGUUUGAAGUUCUACUCUGAAGUGUUGGGCAUGUCGUUACUUAAGAGGUUGGAUUUUCCAGAUAUGAAGUUUAGCUUAUACUUUUUGGGAUAUGAGGAUACGUCAUCUGCCCCAAGUGAUCCAGUUGAACGUACCUCUUGGACCUUCGGACGGAAAGCCACGAUAGAGCUUACUCAUAACUGGGGUACGGACAAGGAUCCUGAUUUUAAAGGUUAUCAUAAUGGAAAUUCUGACCCUCGUGGGUUUGGACAUAUAGGCAUCACAGUGGACGACACUUACAAGGCGUGCCAGAGAUUUGAAAGAUUAGGAGUGGAGUUCGUCAAAAAACCUGAUGAUGGAAAAAUGAAGGGGAUAGCAUUCAUUAAAGAUCCUGAUGGCUACUGGAUUGAAAUAUUUGAUACCAAAACAAUUGGAGGAGUGGCUGCUGAUGCUGCUUGAUAUAGUAAUGGACUUGCUUGUAUUGCAGGAGGGCAGAAUCUACUGGUCUGGAUUCCAGUGAUCUCCAAAACGCGAAGAUAACUUUGAGGAAGGAUAUUGUUCAUCGUGUUUAUUUCAUGAAUGUACUGUUUCGUCUUGCUGAUUUAUAAUUCUUAGAGGCGCAGUAAACUGUUUUGAGCUGUAGUUGUACUAGCAUUUGGUUUUCAACAUUAGCUGGUGUCUUGCUUGUAUGAACUUGGAAUCUGUUGUGAGCUUCAUGCGCUAAUGAACAAAUCAAGAUUCAGGGGAAGCAGAGACGUUGUGUCCUUACUUUGGAUAGAAUAUGUUACGCUUCUUUCACAACGCGAAGCAUAUUAUUUGAAUAUCAAGAUUUCAAAA